UAGGUGUGUGCCUAGAUUAACGUAUUUUUCUGUGCUCUCGAAAAUAAUUGUAUUUUUAAUAUUUAAAGUGUUUAAUAAGUGUGAAUUUAUGGCUGAGUAAGAUCUGUACCUACCAGCAACAUAUUUCCUUAAGUUAUUUCAUAAAACUAUUCACAACUUUCAAAUAUUAAUCAACCACUAACUCACAAUGGACUCUAUCAAGCAAUCACUGACAGAGAUGACUGAAUUAUUCACCUCAAAGAUGGCAGAGUUUGAAAAAAACCUACAUGGAGCAGCACCAACUUCACCUAAUUCAAAUGUUGUGUCUUCUGAAUUUUAUGAAUUCCGUUCUUUUGUGAUGACCUCGCUGAAGACUUUGCACGCACAAGUUGAGUUACUUUUUAAAAUAUCCGACCAGCAGGAAACUCGAUCUCGCCGCAAAAUGCUACUUGUGCAUGGAGUUACUGAGGAGAGAAAAGAAGAUACCGCUGCACUGGUCGCUAAAGUGCUCGCUGACCGGCUUCAAAAACCUGAUGUUGUACCCGAAAGCUUUAGUCGCUGUCAUCGUUUGGGUCGUGGCAAUACCGAUAAGCCCCGGCCUAUUGUAGUCAAAUUUAAAAGUCUGCCAAUGAGGGAUCAUGUUUGGUUCUCUAAAACUUGCUUCAAGAACACGGGUAUUACCAUCUCUGAGUAUCUCACAAAAGCCAGGCAUGACACUUUUAUGGCUGCACGCAAGAAGUUUGGUAUUCCAAGGUGUUGGACGCUUGAGGGGAGUAUUAUCAUCCGGACCUCUGAUGGAGUUCGCCACAGAGUUGUUUCAUCCGAGGACCUUGAUCUUAUCGCUUGUGAUAGCACUGAGCUAUCUGCUGCUACAUCCAACAACACUAAAGAUACCAAGGGGACAACCGGCUCUCGAACGAGGCGUCCUAAAAAGUAAAAGUAAAUUUCAAAUCUAUGAGGUUAUACCACCCAUUAGGUACUUAUUAUAUUUCUUUUUAAUUUCACUCUUGCUUCUUUUGUUCAUGAUCUGUUUAUUUCGUUCACUUCAUAAUUAUUUUAUCUGUGGUAUUUUACCUCUUAGCUUUUUACCCUCUUUACCUAUUAUGUAAUUACUUUCAUGUUUACUUUUGUAUCUCUC
Colias croceus (clouded yellow) is the source of this 1117-nucleotide messenger RNA. RefSeq lists its product as uncharacterized. The record is from RefSeq and is a predicted model, not a curated record. The transcript has a single exon. Bases 188 to 916 code for a protein of 242 amino acids. Lineage: Eukaryota; Metazoa; Arthropoda; Insecta; Lepidoptera; Pieridae.